This is a messenger RNA of Homalodisca vitripennis (glassy-winged sharpshooter), 9894 nucleotides long. RefSeq names its product RNA polymerase II subunit A C-terminal domain phosphatase-like. Lineage: Eukaryota; Metazoa; Arthropoda; Insecta; Hemiptera; Cicadellidae. Gene Ontology annotation, cellular component: nucleus. The record is from RefSeq and is a predicted model, not a curated record. Gene Ontology annotation, molecular function: RNA polymerase II CTD heptapeptide repeat phosphatase activity.
AUGGGCCGAACGUCCUUGGAGGCGGUUCUUGGAAUGUUGACCGACCCACAACGAGUGUGUCAUGCGAUGCGGACAGUUGUACCUUCACUUUUCCUGUGGCCAACACAAGCUCAAAUAUUGGGAAAAGCAGAUGAAGAAAGACUUCUCAAGGACAGAAAACUUGUUCUGUUGGUUGACUUGGAUCAAACAUUAAUACACACGACAAAUGAUAACAUUCCAAACAAACUUAAGGGCGUGUACCAUUUUCAGCUGUACGGUCCAAGGUCACCCUGGUACCACACAAGGCUUCGGCCUGGUACUCAACAGUUCCUGUCCAAAGUGAGUCGCCAGUACGAGCUGCAUAUAUGUACGUUCGGCGCACGCAACUAUGCUCACAUGAUCGCUCACUUCUUAGAUCCUGAUGGCAAGUUCUUUUCACACAGGAUACUCUCACGUGAUGAAUGCUUCAACCCUAACUCAAAGAUGGCCAAUUUAAAGGCCUUAUUUCCUUGUGGAGAUGAGAUGGUUUGUAUAAUAGAUGACAGAGAAGAUGUCUGGAACUUUGCUCCGAACCUGAUACACGUUAAGCCCUACCACUUCUUCCAGCACACAGGAGACAUUAACGCCCCACCCGGCCUUGCCAAGGAUGAAAACGAUGAGAAAGAAGGUUUUGAUUUCUCACAGUUUGCUCAAGGUACGUCGAUUAGGCCUAAGGAGCCAGACCCUGAUAAAGAGAAAAUAAAGAAAAAGAAAAAAGAAGACUCCAGUGAAAGUGAAUUGGAAGAAGGAGAAUUGGCUUCGAAAAGUGGAAGUCAAAAUCAAGCUGCUGAAAAAAGGAAAAUGCUGGUGAAGAAAAACAGUGUAAAAAAUGAAAAGGAUAAAGAUGCGGAUAAAGAAGAAAGUGAAAAUAAACCGACAAUAUCAAGCAGUGAAGAAAAAGAAAAUCAGGCGAAGGGAGGUAAAAAUGGUGAAAUAAAAUUGGUAGAACAAGCGAAACUAGUGAAUGACGUGAUUGAAAUUGAAGAGUCCGAUGACUAUCUCAUGUACUUGGAGGAGAUUCUUAGCAAAAUUCACAGUUUCUUUUAUGACAUCCAUGACGGCAAACGUGAUGGAGAUAGAGACAUGAAGAAAGUGAUUCCAGCAGUGAGGGGUGAAGUAUUGGCUGGUACCAAACUGGUAUUUAGUGGUUUAGUGCCCACAAACCAGAGCUUGGAGCAAAGUAGAGCAUACAACAUAGCCCGUAGUCUGGGAGCUGAGGUUUCUAAGGACUUAACAAAGGACUGCACUCACCUUGUAGCGGUUCGUACUGGGACUGCUAAGGUGAAUGCGGCACGGCGUAUGAAAGAUGUCAGGUUAGUGACGCCUGACUGGCUAUGGACAUGCGCAGAACGCUGGGAACGUGUAGAGGAGAUGUUAUUUCCUGUUGGUUGUGAGAAGACGGGGUCCCGUCAUCCCCCACCACACUGUACCAGUCCACCUCAUGGUACACCUGCACCCCGCCUGCGCUCCCCUUCUGGCAGAUUUAUGGACACCAUCAACCCAUUGAUGACCUUCAGUUCAGAGGACAUUGCCGACAUGGAUGCAGAAGUGGAGGAUAUGUGCAAUGAUGAAUCAGACGACAGUGAUGUGGAGGAGAAGCUGACAACAUUAAAGAAGAAACGACGGAAAUCUCCUGAAGGUUUUUUGUGGGAGUCAAGUUCUAGCUCAGCUGAUUCUUUAGCAGGGGACCACAUCAAGGGAUGGGGGAGAAAGCGGCCACGUGAGGAUGGUGGAGGGGAGUCAGAUAAUGAAUCACUGGGUGACAAGUUCCGUCGAGGUGGAGAGUUGCCAAGCGAUGUGGAGAUUAACGACGACAGUGUUGGCAGUGAAGAACCUCCUGACGAAAUCAGUGAUGGCGACUGGAAUAUGAUGGGUGCAGCUCUGGAGCGGGAGUUCCUGGAGGGUGACUAGAUUCCUGUCCUGGAAUCUCUCCGUCUGUGAUAGUCCCUCUGCCUCUUCCCUCUCAUGUUUCACUUGCUCUGUAGCCUCUCUAAGUGUACCCCUCUAUAGUGACACUUGAGAUGAAAAUUUAAGGUCAACUGUUGAACAUAGUUCAUUUGGAUUUUUUUUUAUAUGAAAUUCAUAGAUAAUAUUAGGUAUCUCCCAUUUGAUUCCAGAGUAUAACAAUUCCUUCUCUUUACAAUGAAUGUAUAAUUGAGGCAUUCUACCCUUGGUUUGCCAUUACCCAUACUGAGGUUAACUACAUACUUUGAUGUUUUUAUUUAUUUCGCUAUCUGCAAUAAGAUGCAGUUUCCUAGUUGUUAUUUUUUUUAAAUCUAAAUAUAAAUUAUAUGGCAAGUUAGAAUAUAAAUUUAUCCUAGCCCUUUUUAUUUAGUUAACUUCUAGAAAAUGUUCUGAAAAAUGUUCAGGUUAAUUUUUAACAGGAUGAUUAGUUAUAGGUGAUUUAGUUUUUAUUAUAGUCAACUCAAACAAAACUGGUGGGUUGAGGUCAAGCUUUGAAACAUGUCAUUUGAAUGUAAAAUUGACUUCAUUAACCUGAAACUUAAUUUUUGAUAUUUCUGUUUUCAAUUCAUAUUUAGUUGUAUUUUAUGUUGAUUAUUUUCUGUAUUUACCAAUUAUUUAAAUCAAUUACAUAUGUUACUUAUAACAAACAUACACAAAAUUAAAAUGUAUAACACAAAGUAAGGAUAGUAAACAUUUACAUAUAGUACUGUUAUUACUGAAUAAAAUACAAGAAUGCAGUACAAUUAAUUUUAUAUUUCAUUUUGAAUCUGUGCUGAAUUUACUGUCUUCCAGCAAUUCUAUGGUCAUGUUGGAUAGCAACAUCAAAUUCCUUCGGUCACAAAGUCCUGUUCCUGUUCAUCAUUUAUAUACUUUAUCCAAUCAUCAGCAGUUUAAUUCUGCAAUGCUUCCUUCAUUAAUAUUUAAAUCGCUUAUCUUGAAUAUUUUGUUUGUGUUCGCUAAUUCUCAUUUACUUUAGUCCAUAUCAAUUCAAGGGGAUUGUACUGACAAAGAUAAGAUGACAAUUGGUAACUUCAUAUCCCAUCCGUGAUGCUACAAUAUAUAUCUUUUUUAUCUACCUUAAUGAAAUCCAACAGCUCAGUUAACAAGAGAUCUGGUUUGUGAGGAAUGUGUUUACCUUAACAUGUCCGUUAUGGAGAUAUUGCUGGUGUGUCUUAGGACCUCCGAGCACAAUAUGCAUGUUGCUCUAGUCCUGUAGAUAUUUUGCACAUGUAUCGGUUAGAUGUUCCCACAGUGUGGAGUAAACCUUCUGAAACAAUAUGCAUGAACUGUCAGUGUGUCCCAUUGUCUAGCAAUAUAACACUCCUCAGUGUGGCUCAGUCUCUGGUGGUAAAUGAUUUGGUUUUGUUACAUGUUGCUUUGGGUCUGUAGGUAUUUCAAACGCGUGUCGGUUUGCUGUUCCCAUAGUGCAGAGUGGACCUCCUGUGAUUCGUGUGAAAUGUUCUAAUUAUCUGCAUCUGGUUUUAUGCAUUAUUUCGUAUGUUACACAUACUGGGUUUACAGGGGAUUUAAUCCACUUCUACGUUUGCACAGCCAGUUUUAGGCAAUGAUGAAGAAGAAGUUGAUGUUUACACUGCAAUCCGGUCCCGUGCAGCAAAUGGUUGGUGACGCUGACACAGAUGAUUCCAAACAGUAAGGAAGUGAAGGUGACUCGGAUGUGGACAACCACAUCGUGUAUUUACACUGCAUGUAUGAGACCCAUACAGAUUGAGUGGAUUGACACUCUUCUAGUGCCCAUAGAAGGAGAUGGGCCAAACAAGUAGGUGCGCGGGGACAGUGGUCCAAUGUUGUACCAUACGGCUGAUUACCAUCUGUCCUCAAAAUGAUACGUCACAAUUUUAUGGAAAUACACCUUCAAAUUCAGAUUUGGAUAUCAAUCCCCAGGCUCAUAGACAUAAAAUCUUAAGUUUUAUCACAUUAAAAUUUCUUUAGUAUUCUGUGAUCCCUAUAAGCAAAAAUUUUGCAGUGAAUGUGUUAAACCAAAUGAUUACGCCAGCUUUCAUAGUUUGAUUGUGGGCAGUAUAUGUAGAAUGAUAACUUACUUAUCCAUUACUAUUACUUUGAUCAUAAUUCUUCCAGUUCUUUCAGCAUGCCAAUAAAUUGCUGUUCAUUUCCUAAUAGUUGUCAGUUAAGGUUUUGCCUUUCUUACCAUAAAACACCAGCUUUGCUGUAGAUAGAGCUUAUAUUGGUCACUGUUAAAUUACAUUAAAAUACAAAACCAAUUCCAAAAUUCCAUAUUUUUCCAAUCCAGCAUGACAUAAUAUUAGUCCUGGUCCCUCACCUAAAGACACCUUGAAUUUGAAUCCUACCAGAUUUUAUUUUGAAUUUGAGUUGUUCAUGUUUUAUCAAGGUAUAACUGAUCUUCCCAAUUUGUCUUUUCUUUCAUUGUGUAUCUACCAUAGAUUUAGUUCUUAAAACCAGUUUUCUCCCCUAAAACGUCUUUUAACUGUGCAAUAGUUAAAUAUUUUCCUUUUUAUAAAGAACUUGUUCUUGAACUGUUCUUCAAAAUGAUUAAUGUUGAUUACACUUUUUUCAGUUCUGAAAAUUUAUUUCUCCAACACUUUUCCCAUGAAAGGCUUUGAAACAAAAUCUUUGGGCACUUUGUAAUGAUACUUAUACACUGCAGCAAUACAUUCUUGAGUUUUCUUCAAAAUAUCACCAACACAGUAAUUAGGUCUAUUUGUAACAAUAUCUUUUAAAAACAGUAAACACUAUGAUAUAUGAUAUAAUUCAAAAGACCAGACAAGUCAUGUCGACUAAUCUGAUUUAUAAUGAUAUUUUAAAUAUUCCCACAAAACAAAACCAGUAAUAAGUAAAAUAGAAAUAAAUAAUAAAGAAAAAAGAAUCUAAUCUUAGAUCUCAACAAAUAAAUCCUAACUUAGUCAUACAGGGUUGGUUCUACUAAUUCACUUGCAUUGUGCACUAUUUACAAUUGUCACCCCAUCCCUUUUUUCCUUUUCCCCAUAGUUUAGAUAUUUCUUUUGUACAAUCUGAGUUGAUCUGAAAAAAUUUUCAACUUUCCCAAACUUUGUUACAUGAACACAGGAUUAGAUAACACUCAAGUGCAAACUUUUCUGUGCUACUCGGCUAUUUUCACACUGAUUUCCACAAGUGUCAAUCACCUCACAGUGAGAUUACAUACAUGUAGUACAGGAUUAGGAGUCACUCAACUGCUAGCCUUUCUAUGAUGUAGUAAUAAUUCUACAUUUAUCACUCCAAUGAUUACAAACAGCAGUUAAAUUAAGUUGAGUGAUUUAAUAUCUUUCAUUUGUGAUAAAAUCUCUUAAUACUCUAGUGCAACUUUAACCUCCUUACUGGCCAUUACCUAUAAUUUAGUUGGAGUGUCACAUUUGUUUUUAUUAUGUAUUAAACCACCAGUUAAAACAUUAACACCCAUAAUUAGUUGCUUGCAUGUUCAUAAGGAAACUAAUUAACAAAAACUUAUAAUUCAAAGAAAGUUUCCUGGUUUAAUGUAAUAAAAUAGUAGUUGGUGCCAACGACUAUAAUGGCACUAUAUUUCAGUAUUUUAAAUAUUGAUACAAAUAAAAAUGAAUGUGUUCAACAGUAUUGCAUAUCAAUCAAAAGCUUAAAUUAUCAGCUAUUAGAUAGUGUUAAUUCAGUAAAAAGGGAUUAUUUUUCAAAAAAUAGUUACAUGUUUUUUUUUUUUAAAGUUUUUAUGAAUGAAUUUAUAGAUUUAUAGAUAGACCUCAGUAGUACCUUAAGAGAGAGUCAGUAGUCUCAUGAUCUUAUGUGUUGGACUUAGGAUCUGAGUUGAAAAUAGCAUAGGUUCAAAUCCUGUCUGUGACUGUUGCACUUUUUGUCAGUACUAUCGAACUUGUAAUGUACUGACUCUCCUUAUUCUGUUUGAUAAGAUUCUCUCCCAGGCUAGUGGCCCUUAAGGACAGGUAGAAUAAGGCUGAAAAGGAUCAGCUCUUACCUUAAAUUACUAAAAAAUAUAUAUACCCAUCCAGUAAAACAUAGAUUUGUAAGACUUUUAUCAUAACAAAUGUUGAAGUAACAUGUAAAAUAUUAUUUUAUUGCUCAUGUAUUUUUGUCAGUUUACAGUUUUUAUAAGUUGUAGCAUAUUUUUUAUUUUCUUAUAAAUACGUUAUUUUACAAUUCCUAACUUAUUUAUAUAUGCAGUUUUUUGGAUUUAUUGAUUGUUUAAAAUAUUUUUGUAGGUGCCAGUUUUACAGAAAUGAAGGUACAACAAUAGCUAAUUUUUUUUCUUUCUUUAAUAAUAACCAAAUUCUUCAUCCCAUGUGAAAACCACUUUAACAACUAUACUUUUUAGUAAACAUGCUUCAAAACAGUUAAAACAUCUUUGUAGGCAAAAUAGGGCUGCCAUCACAGGAAAAAUAUAUGGCAAGUUUGGGACAUGGAUGAACCGAUACAUUUUAUUCUCAAUUUGAUUAGUUCUGUGUAAACAUAUUUAUACAAAAAUAUUACAUUAAAAUAGUAUUGAAUUUUCAAUAUUUAUGGAACUAAGAUAUCACAUACUCCAGUGCAAAAUAAUACAAGACUAGACUGAAUUUAUUUGGCAAUCGAAACAAGGUUACUUCCCUGGAUCUCUUCAAGGUUGUAAACACCUGGAAAGUUCUCAAAGUCUCAUAUUGUGGUGCUUGCAGACCCUGUCCAUCUUCAUUAGAAACUCUAUGGUACAGUAGCAGCUUUUGAUGUGUGGAGACUAACUUUUAUUAGUUAAUGACAAAAUUCAUCCCAAUUUACAAACCAAGUAAUUGUUAAUGAUUUUAUUGAUUUCUAAUAAGAAAAAGAAAAUAAUAAUAUCUGUCCCUUUAUUUCAACAUUCAAAAAUCUGCUAACUUCUAAAUUUAUUUACAUGCAGUUAUAAUAUUUGAAUCCCCUCUGCUUUCACUUCUUUGGAGCCACCCUGAACUUAGGAAAUUCAAAAUCUACAACAUUUUCUGUAUUACAGUAUUUGAAAAUGUAGAUUGUUGAGCAUACUUAAGAUCUUAAGUUUUGGGUUCAUCUUAAAUAAACUAGUUGUAACUUAAAAUACAUAUAAGUGAACUUGAUAUGGGAAAUUGUCAGUGUUAAAUAAUAACUUAGUUAAUUUAUUUUUGAAUAUUUUCCACUACUAUUUUGAGGUAACUUAUGUUAUUUUUGUUCAUAGGUUAUUGUUUAUAUUUUAAACUUAAGACAAGGAUACCAGUAGACCUAUAUUAGUACUUAAAGAGUAGACUUAACUUUGAUUUCUACAUUAUUGUUUACUCUCUUGACUUAAGAACCUUGUAUUAUAUAAAAUGUAUUGUAAAUUAUGUAUAUUUGAAGAAAGUCAUAAUGGAUGAUUUCACAGUUUGUAGCUGUCAGUCAGGUAUGGUGGAUUGUUCUCUACUUUAUGUUGCUGUAUUGAUAUUUGGGCCCUUUGCACUCCAUUUGGAAACAACAUAGCAGUCAUAUUUUCAUUAGAUCAAAAGCUACAGAUAAGGUUCACCACAGUUAACACUUUUUAAGUACAUUACAAAUCUAUGACUUCUCCAGAGCCACAUUUUAUGGAAAAAAAACUAUACCAUAGCUUUAAACCUUUUUUUAUUUUGAAUUCUGUGAGGAAUUAAUUGAAUUUUUUAUCUGUUUAUUAAGUUUCAUCAACAAAUCAAAAUGCAUAUUUGUAAAUAAAAAAUCAUUUCCAAAUAAAAAAUCCUACGAAAAGUAUUUUUUUUUAAUGUAAUCCAAAUAUAAUUCUAAUAUAUGCAAACAAAAAUACAAAAUAGGGUAAAUUACUUAAAAGCAAAAUAGGAACAUCUUAAAUACUUAGUUAAUAAAGAAGAGAAUAGUUUGGCUCUCUGAAAACUUCUAUCUCAGACAAAUAUGUGAGAAAUAUUCAAACAAACAAAAAUGUGGCUGCUGAUUAUAAAACAUCAUGGAAACAUUAGUUACAGCCAGUGGAUUCCAUAGGCUCUGGCUAGCAUGACUAAAGUCUUCUUGUCACCGGUUUAUUACUGUAUCUACAUAGUUUUUCAAAGAAAUAAAAAAGUAUUGUAGUUUUGUGUCCCUUGGUUUUACGAGAUCUUAAGACUAUUUGGUUUGUGUUUCAGUUAGAUGUAAUAUUGCAGACAUGUAAAAGUCUAGAGAACAUAUACUUAGUGUAUGUUGUCUAUGGUAUAGUCUUGAUCCCAACAGAGUGUUAGUGACUGUCAGUAGGUUAGCCUAGGAACUAUUGGCAGUUGAAUAACACCAAUUAAAUACCAGAAUUUGGUAGUAAGUUGAUGUCAUGCCCGUACACAAGAGUAUUCUGUAAGAUAGAGUAACAAAAUCUUACACUUAAACUAACUUAAAGCAUGGUAUAACUAUUUUUUCAAAGCUAAUUAUUUGUUUCUCAUAAGUAAAAAAAUGUUAAUUACAUUUAAAGUUGUUUUGAAGAGUAUUCUUCAUUAGUUUUGGAAAUAUAAUGCCUAUAAUAUAAAAUAUAAAGACACAGAAAACAAAAAUUGAUGGAGAAUUGUUUAACAGUUUUAAACAUUUGUUGUUAACAUAGGUAUAUGUAACUCAAAAUAAAAAUGUAUACAUUAUAAAACGUAAUAUCAUAUCAAUCUUUUUUAAUGGCUGAACUAGCUGCAAUUACCUAUAGCAUUUAUUCCACCAUUAUAAUACAAUCCUGUGAUAAAAUAUGUGAAUUAUAGCACAAGUUAGGACAAAACAAGGUAGUUUUAUAAUUUGUCUGAUUACUAAUGUGUUUUAUCAAUGUACCAAGUACGAUUUAAGGUGUUACGUACAUGAAGAAUUAAUAAGACAUAGCUUUGUUAUACCAGGAACACACAGUUAUGCAAAGCACAUUAUAAGAAUUAGACUUAGUUCUCUGUGUACUAUUGUGCUAUUAGCCUGUUUUCCAUUAAGAAUGUAUUACAUUCUAAGGCUAUAUGUAAAGAACGCCAACCUCACUGUAGAUGAAUAUUAUGUGUGUAUAGAAUGCCACUGCUCAGUUUUUGUAUAUCAAUACCAACAGAAAGCAAAUUUUAAAUAGCAAUUCGACUUUUCUAAAUUUUGACUACCCGAAAUAGCCUUCAUCCCACCAACUUCAAAUAAUCGCAUCCAUAGUGUAUUAGCAAAAAAUCAGCUGUUUCUCACCAACUGUUAGUAAUUCAUUGCCCAAAAAUAAAUUCCAAAUACGUUUUAUGGGGACCGAAUUGUAUGAAUUUUCAUCUAAGUUAAACCUAAGCAUUAAGAUACAUGGGUUUUGGUUUCUCACUGUAAUGGUUGAAUACAGCUGAAUCUCAGUUUCUAAUGACAAAUUCCAUCCCUUUAGUAUCCAAUGGUGACUGAUCUGCACAAAUCAGGAGGCUCCAUAUCUUAGUAAGUCAACAAAGUCAUCCCAAUGUUAAGUAAUAUAUUUAUUUGUAGAACAAAACUCUAUGUACACAACAACAUUUAAAAAAAAUUAUAGUUGGGAGUUGUGUAGUGAAAAAUCUUAAAAGUUAUUCUCAUUAGAAUUUUGAAAUGCAAAGGGUUACAAGAUUAAUGACCAAUUGUAUGCAAUUGUAGAGCAACAUAUUAUCUUCUAACAACCCUGCACACUAAUAAAUGCUUAGAUAUUCUGAAGGAAUUGGUAUGAACUAGUCAGUUAUAAAGAAUGUUUAGUUUGUACAGUAGUUUGCAGAUAAAAAUGUUUAAUUGUUGCCGUCAUGAACUUUCUUCUUGUAAAAAUGUUGUUGACCCAUAUACAAACUAAUGUAAAUAUAUUUGUAACCAAUAGUUGUAAAAAGUUGUGUUUGUGUUAUUGAAACAUACAAAUUGUAUACAAAUAAUGAUGUUCUGCUCCAAAUGUUAUUUGAAUUUUCUGUUAGAGAUAUCUAUCUUUUAAGUCCCAUCCAUUGAAUGUAUUUUAAAUGUUUUUAAGAUAAUAAUUUCUCAAUAAACUGUUUAUUUUCUACAUUA